GCCGCGUUCCGUUAUUGUGACUCUCAUGCCCGUCGUCAGCGUGGGCUUCAUCGGCUCCGGCCGCUUGGCCGAGCGCGUGGCCCGCGAGCUGGUCAAGAACGUGGCGCCGCAGCGCAAGUUCAGCUACAAGAAGCAGCGCCUCGUGUCCACGCUGCUGGCCGCGGACCCGUCCGAGGAGCGGCGCCGCGUGUUCCACGGCCUGGGCUUCACCACCACCGCAGCCAACCAGGACGUGCUGGCCGACUGCGACCUCGUGUUCCUGGGCACCGACGUGCGCCAGGCGCUGGCCACGCAGGCCACCAACGCGCACACGCUCUACGUGAGCCUCAUGGGCGACCUGCCGGCCCAGCAGGUCGAGGAGCUGCUGUGCCCUGGCGCCAAAGUCAUCCGCAUGAUGCCGCAGAGCUACCUGGAGAAGGCCGGCCUGCCCAAGGGCGUGCUGCCGCCGCGCUCGUGGGCCACGGUGCGCGGCUCCCAAGUGAGCGACCAGGACAUGGAGAAGGUGCUGCGCAUCGCCGGAAUCGACAACUGCGUCGAGGUGGACGAGAACUUGACGUCCUGGUCCUUCCCGCGCGAAGAGGGCCAGGGCCUCAUCCACCGGUUCGUCAACUCCAUGAGCGACCACGCCGUCGCCGCCUCCAGAGCAGUGCACGAGCUGGAGCAGCAGCAGGAAACUGAGGCUGACGCGGAGGACGUCGAGGCGGACUUUAAAGACACUUACAAGCUCGGCCCGGAGCUCGGCACGGGCAAGUUCUCCACGGUCUUCAAGGCCACCCACCGAGACACUGGCGAGAUCGUCGCGGUCAAAUCCAUCAAAGACGACGACGCCCUGACCGAGGAAGGAGGCGAGAUGCUUAUCGCCGAGGUGGGCGCGCUCAACCGCCUCAAGCACCCGAACAUCAUCUCGCACCACGGCUUCUACAACGAGGACGGCAAGUACCUGCUCGUGCUCGAGUACUGCAACCGCGGCAGCGUGCGCAAGAUGCUGGACGAGCACAAGACCAUGUGCGGCACCCCGCAGUAUCUGAGCCCGGAGCUCGUGUCCGGCCGUCUGCACGGCACGCCGGCCGACAUCUGGAGCACGGGCAUCAUGACCUACAUGAUGCUCAGCGGCGUGGUGCCGUUCGACGAGGCCAAGAACGACACGGAGCUGUUCAAGCUCAUCAGCCUUGGUGCCCUGUGGUACGACCAGCCGCAAUGGAGCAAGGUCUCUCCAGCGGCCAAGAGCUUCGUGCAGAGCAUGUUGGACAUCUCGCCGGAGUCGCGAGCCACUGCAACGGAGCUCUUGAAGCACGAAUGGCUUCAAGGUGCAUGA
Messenger RNA from Phytophthora sojae, 1315 nucleotides. RefSeq lists its product as hypothetical. Lineage: Eukaryota; Oomycota; Peronosporomycetes; Peronosporales; Peronosporaceae. The transcript is spliced from 2 exons. Gene Ontology annotation, molecular function: ATP binding; protein kinase activity. The record is from RefSeq and is a predicted model, not a curated record. Gene Ontology annotation, biological process: protein phosphorylation. The coding region runs from base 26 to 1315 and encodes 429 amino acids.